CCUAAUUUCUGGAAGCGAGGAUGGCAGGACAGCGAGGAGGUGAGGAGGCAAGGGAGAUGGCGGUCUGGCGGCGGCGGGGAAGCCGGAAGGUGGCGGAGCCGCGGAGGACUGGGAAACACUGGUCACGCGUCGCGGCGUCGGCGAGGGAAGGGAGACUGGGAGGGAUGGAGGGUGAGGGACUCAGGGCCAGGUCGCCGUCGCUGGAAGCUCGUCGCCGUCGUCGUCAGCAGAAGGAGCGGCGUACGGCGAAGACGAGAGGUGGCUGCGCGCAGGGUCUGCUCUCUCUGGCCUCUGCGAUUUCGAAAUGAAGAAGAAAAGAGAAGGGUGGCGGCUGGGUCGCUGCUGCGGGCGCUGGACAGGUAUUUUAAAGAAACUAGGGCAUAAGAAUUGGUGGUCAAAUAAAAUGACGUAGUUUUGGGGUUCGGUAUCGGUAUUACCGAUUUAUCGUCGGUAUUUAUCGAUACCGGAUUCGGUAAAUCGACACACCCAAUUCCCCGCUCGGCCGUCAAUACCGCCGAUAAACGGUUUACCGGCUUACCGUUUGUCACCCCCUACGUUCACUAUCUAUCUCCAAAUCCAAGAACCAAAAGCAGACGGAUUGACAUCUCAAAUUGACCGUUGCCUAAUUGUAUCUCUAGUCCAAGGGAUCCCAUAAUAAGGGUAAAUUGUACCUAAAUACGAUUUUUGAUAACCUUUUUAUAUUAGGAGAACAGAGAAGAUAAUGAAUUUUAGUAAAGUGA
Molecule: messenger RNA, 740 nt
Organism: Linum trigynum
Lineage: Eukaryota; Viridiplantae; Streptophyta; Magnoliopsida; Malpighiales; Linaceae
Source: the annotation of a GenBank genome assembly